AUACUGGGACAAAAGGAAGCCAGAGCCAAAGACAUUAAAGGUUUUCUCCGCAGAAAUGCUUUUGUUCUUCUCACUGCGGCUGCUGUUGUCAUAGGGAUCGGCCUGGGUGUCGCUCUGCAGUCCUGCAACAUGUCAGACAGAGAUAUCAUGUACUUUACCUUUCCUGGAGAGCUGUUGUUGCGAAUGCUGCAGAUGUUGGUGCUUCCUCUCAUCAUCUCCAGCGUGAUUACAGGCAUGUCGUCUGUGAACAGGAAAGAUUUGGGGAAAAUGGGGCUCCAGGCUCUCUGCUAUUAUGCAGUGACGUCCCUCAUGGCUGUGUUCACUGGCAUCGCCCUAGUUGUUCUUAUCCAGCCAGGCAAAUCACCUGAGAACACUUCAGCGCCCUCGGAUGGUGAAGUGGAGGCUGUGCACACUGUGGAUGCCUUCCUGGAUCUGCUCAGAAACAUGUUUCCCUCAAAUUUGGUGGCUGCUUGUUUCAGUCAGUAUAAAACAGUUUAUUCCAAAAGCAAAAGUCUUGGUGUUGUCAAUCUGACUCAAACAAGUGAGUUCACUGACACUGUGCCAAUGCCAGGCACCUCAGACGGUUUCAAUAUUUUGGGUUUGUUGGUCUUCUGCAUCGCCUUUGGCCUCAUCCUGGGCAAUAUGGAGAAAGAGGCGAAACCUCUGCAGGACUUUUUUGACUGCCUGAAUAAAGCCAUCAUGCAUCUGAUCGGCAUAGUCAUCUGGUAUUCCCCAGUGGGUAUCCUCUUCUUGGUUGGAGGGCAGAUUUUGAAGCUGAAAGACGUUGGCGUUAUAGGCCGCCAGCUCGCCAUGUAUUCUGUCACUGUGAUCACUGGCCUGCUGAUCCACAGCUUCUUCACCCUGCCCGUCAUCUAUGUCAUCAUCACACAUAGUAAUCCCUUCAGGUUUAUGGCUGGUCUACUCCAGGCUUUCACCACUGCCUUUGGGACUUCAUCCAGUUCUGUGACCCUUCCCAUCACCAUCAACUGUCUGGAGAACAAUCUUAACAUGGACAAACGGGUGACACGCUUCAUGCUGCCUGUAGGAGCCACAAUGACCAUGGAUGGCACAGCACUCUAUGAGGCAGUCGCUUCCAUAUUCAUCGCCCAAGUUAAUAAUAUGGAGCUCGGUGUGGGUGAAAUCAUCAUCAUCAGUAUCACUGCCACAGUUGCAGCUAUUGGAGCCACAGGCAUCCCACAGGGCGGCAUGGUAUCCAUGGUGAUGGUGUUGACCUCAGUUGGACUGCCCCCUGAAGGCAUUUCAUUUAUCAUCGCGGUUGAUUGGAUGCUAGAUCGUUUGAGGACGACCACUAACGUGCUGGGUGACUGUAUCGGCGUGGGUGUCGUGCAGCAUCUCUCCAGACAUGAGCUGCAGAGCUCCAGUCCUACAGACGCAUGCUUAGUGGAAGAAAACGGAGCGAGACUUAGACUAGACUUAGAUUAG
Chelmon rostratus (copperband butterflyfish) is the source of this 1443-nucleotide messenger RNA. RefSeq names its product excitatory amino acid transporter 1-like. Gene Ontology annotation, molecular function: L-glutamate transmembrane transporter activity; neutral L-amino acid transmembrane transporter activity; glutamate:sodium symporter activity. The annotation marks the transcript as partial. Lineage: Eukaryota; Metazoa; Chordata; Actinopteri; Chaetodontiformes; Chaetodontidae. The transcript has 11 exons. Gene Ontology annotation, biological process: L-glutamate transmembrane transport. Gene Ontology annotation, cellular component: plasma membrane. The record is from RefSeq and is a predicted model, not a curated record.